CAUACAAAAGUACUGAGUCUCUUUGCAUAUAAAAGGCGCUUCAACAUUCGAUGCCUGCACAGUUCUUUUAGAAACUAGUGCGUGUGAAGUAAAAAUGUUUAAUCUUCGACAUUUGGUAUUUCUUGUGGCAAUUUGCUCUAUUUUUAACUAUGUGUCAACGUGUAAACUCUCUGUUAACGGGAUGUCGCCAUUGUUCACGCAAAAUUUCGGAACCAGAACUUUAGCUUUCAAAGCGCGUCAAGGUGUUUUGUAUUUUGAAGACUCAGUCAAAACGUAUUGUGGUGAUAAAGGAGUCAGCAUAAAAGCGUAUGACACUGAUGCUGAAGAAAACUUUUUAUCUGAAGAGGAAAAUAUAGUUCAGUUCGAGUGCAGUAAUGAUAAUAUUUAUAUAAAUAAAAAUAAAAAUAUUUAUGUAGAUGUAGAAGUCUCAUGCUCGGAUAAAAUGGUAGAAUUAAAACUGUACGAAAGUGGAAGAGUUCUACAAAAAUGUGAUGGAUUCACCAAUUAUGCAAUCGGUACCAUAGAGGAUGAUGGCAGCAAUGUGAUCAAAGCUGGCAUCUGUUACGAUCUGGACGCAUUAACACUGAAGUUCGCCGUGUACGUCGUCUCUUCUAAAAAUGCCUUCACAUUCGAAAAGGCACGUAACUCCAGAGUGCUGCCCGUAAGUCUCGAUUUCGACCUGAAAACCAACGGCUUUGACAAAUACUUUGAUCUGGUAAAUAAGAACUCUUUGAAUGGCGAUUUGGCAAAUCAAUUUCAAGUCGAAAGCUUAAUACAGCAUGCAGUACACUUAAUGCAAUAUGGUGGCGACAAUUGCGUGGGGGGAAUUGGCACCAUUUCAUCGAAGCGCUUGACCAACGAACGAAAUCUGCCAAAAAAUCAUACACAGUUAGUACGGGCACCUAUGGCAACAUCACCAUGCCUUCGCCUACGAAUAAUUGCACUUCGCUAAAACCCGAAUUACUAACGGUAAAAACUAAAGAAACGGAGGUAUUGGUACCGGCAUAUGUGUGGGCCUACGUCAAGUCGCUAGAUGCCGAUGAUGCGGAAGAAUUCGUUGUUAUCGGACAUAAUUCACCUUAUACUAUAGACCCUAACCACAAUGCAUUCUGCGCUGCUGAUAUGUGCGACACAAUUGAGUGGUUGAAGAAAAGCGAAUUUGGCUAUUUGCGACGUCUACCAGGACUCGGCUACACUUUCUGCUGUCACCCAGAGGGGGUGGCCAAUAUUAUCGAUUAUUUUCCCUUAUCUCCAGCCACACAGUGGGGGGAUACAACCGAUGAUGAAACUAAACUAAAGAGUGCAGAU
Zeugodacus cucurbitae (melon fly) is the source of this 1308-nucleotide messenger RNA. RefSeq lists its product as uncharacterized. The transcript has 5 exons. The record is from RefSeq and is a predicted model, not a curated record. Bases 95 to 952 code for a protein of 285 amino acids. NCBI's taxonomy places the organism in Eukaryota, Metazoa, Arthropoda, Insecta, Diptera, Tephritidae.